AUGAAGCUCAACUUGGCAAACCCGUACACGGGUAUGCAGAAGACCAUGGAGGUCGACGAUGAAAAAAGGUUACUCCCCUUUUAUGAGAAACGUAUGGGGGCUGAGGUUCCCGGAGAUUCGCUCGGUGAUGAGUUUAAGGGAUACGUUUUCAAAAUAUCGGGUGGUAACGACAAACAAGGAUUUCCGAUGAUGCAGGGUGUUCUCACGACUGGCCGUGUUAGGCUUCUUCUUAAAAAGGGAAUGAAGUGCUACCGACCACGUAGAACUGGUGAAAUGCGCCGUAAAUCGGUACGUGGUUGCAUCGCUUCACCAAAUCUCUCCAUCCUCAACUUGGUUGUUGUUAAGAAGGGUCCUCAGGAGAUCCAGGGACUCACCGAUGAGGACAGACCCCGCAGACUUGGUCCCAAGAGGGCUUCCAAGAUCCGUAAACUAUUCAAUUUAGGCCCCAAGGAAGAUGUCCGUAAAUACGUCAUUAGACGUAAAAUCGAAGGACGCAACAAAACAAGGGCACCAAAGAUCCAGAGACUUGUUACACCCCAAAGGAUUCAAAGGAAACGCAGACGUAUCGCUCAACGUGUGAAGCGUGAGCAGACAUCGCGAGAGAAUUUGAAGGCAUACUACAAGAUGAUGGAGGAAUACAAGGCCUCCAAGGGAGGCAAAGCUGCGGCUGGCACGCCUACUAACAAGGAUGCGACCAAGAAGACUGUAAAGAGCGCAAAGAAUUGA
This is a messenger RNA of Babesia sp. Xinjiang, 726 nucleotides long. RefSeq names its product 40S ribosomal protein S6 (gene rps6). The coding region runs from base 1 to 726 and encodes 241 amino acids. Gene Ontology annotation, biological process: translation. Gene Ontology annotation, molecular function: structural constituent of ribosome. NCBI's taxonomy places the organism in Eukaryota, Apicomplexa, Aconoidasida, Piroplasmida, Babesiidae. The transcript has a single exon. Gene Ontology annotation, cellular component: ribosome. The record is from RefSeq and is a predicted model, not a curated record.